CUUUUCGCUCUCGAAGCGCAAUGAAGACGCACAGGUACCUUUACGCGGCGCUGGCUUGUUGGGCGCUGGAGAUCUUAUGCCUGCAGGCUCAGGGGCUGCCUUACACCCCCUCCCAGGGGUCUCGGUGCCUCAACCCCAGAGAAGAAUAUUACGAAGAAAACAUCCAGAAAUGUUGCCGUUCGUGCCCUCCAGGUUUCCGUGUGCAACAGAAGUGCGACAACGGUGUCAACACGCAAUGCGUCCGGUGCGCGGAAGGCUCGUACAACACGGGCUGGAGUCGAGCUGGGAGAUGUUUUAGUUGCUCGCCACAAUGCAAAGAAGGAUUUGUGGAAGAAAAAACCUGCACCCACACCCAAAACCGGGUAUGCUGGUGUCGACCGGACCACUUCUGCAGCUUGGUGGUCUCCGACAAAUGCUACCACUGCCAGCCCUACCAGAAGUGCGCGAUGGGCUACGGAGUGCUCCGAGAAGGCACCAGAGAAACGGAUGUGGAAUGCGCCCUGUGCCAACCGGGCACCUUCUCCGAUCAUGAGUCUCACCAGAGUUUCUGCACACCUCACCGGAUAUGUCAGUCGCCGCUCGUUCUCGGAAACAGCACCCACAACACCGUUUGCGGCAACCCAGGUGGGCAGGUUGACCCCGCGACAACUUCAACGCAACUCACAACCUCUACGAAGAGGCUCAGGUGGCACGUUGGGACCGAGAGACCCACCUUCAACAAACAGGAUCCGUCAGCACAGACUGGGCGGAUUGUCGGCAUGACAGCUAUUCCGGUGGUGCUAGCGGCUCUCAUUUGCUUUGUUGUUUUUAGAAAAAGUGGUCAAAAGUGUGUCCCCUUAUGGGAGGAGCAAAAACAGCCGUUCUCGCCGGCCGAAAAGUUCCCGGGGAAGUGGCCUCAGGAGCCCACAGCCGUGGGGCAGGAGAAGGACAGUCUCUUGCGGAUGUCCCCCUCCAGUUUUUGGGACAGCCCUGAGAAAAGAAGCGAAACCAACGACGGAGACCCUCCCAAGGUGGAAACGGACGACGUGCAACAGAGAUCGUUGAACGACAGGACAUGCUACAGCGCAGAAGACUCAACAGGGAUUGUGGGAAAUGGGAAAACCCAUGUGAACGUUAGCUGUGUGGUCAGCAUCUGCAACGGAGGCCACUCUCCGGCGUUGAAGCCCCGGGGGCGGCCGAAGCCGGACACCUCGCAGACCCUCCCCUCUCACAGGAAGAAACCACCACGAGAAGAGAGCCCGGCCGGCCAAUUGCGGUGGAGGUGGAAGACAGUUUGGACUUCUUGGACCCCUGCGGGGGAAAACCCCUCCCGCUUAGCGUCCAAGACGCCGGCAUGAAGAACUCAUGAGAACGACGGAGGGUAUUCCGGGCAGGGACUUCCACCCUGCUCAAGAAACUCCAUGAAAAACUGAGGCAGGCGGGAAGUUUCUGAAGGGGGGGAAAAAAACUAUUUAGGCAGUCCUCGACUUGGGACUAUUUGUUUACCGACGGCUGACGUCGCAACAGUGCUGAAAAAGAAAAGGCGAUUUAGGACCCCGUCCUCGCACUUACGACCGUCGCAGCAUUCGUCGUUGUCGCGAGAUCAAAAUUCAGAACGCUUAGCAACUGACUCACAUUUACGCUGGUCCUGGGGGGGGCCGGUGUCACGCGAUCCCCUUUUUGCGACCUUCCCAGUCAGCGGGGACAGACGGUGGAUUUGCUUUAACGACCGCGUGACUAACCGAGCAACCCCAGCGAUUCGCUUAACGACGGCGGCAAGGAAGUUCAUCCAAGGGAGCAGGAUUCCUUGUCUUGCUUGGCAAGCAAAAAUUUUGGGCUCCUUUGGGGGGGUCGUAAGUCGAGGACAACCUGGCGUUGAAGUCAAGGAAUAAUUGUCCCGAACCCCGAGAGAUGAUUUGCAAGCUUUCUUAAAAACCAGUCUUAAAAACGCACAAUUUUUCCCCCAAAAAACAUCUCAUCAUCUCAGUUUAUGGCGGUGCCAAAAUUUCAGAUCAGCCGUAAACGUCUCUCUCUCUCUCUCUCUCUCUGCUGCCCCCUUAUGACUGUCCAGAUUUCUGCAGCCGAAAUAGUAGCCGAGUUUUAAUUUCAGGGUUUUUUUUUUUUUCAUCUUCUUGUUGUCGGUCUUUCCUAUUUUUAUACUCUUGCUGAAUAAAGUGCAAUUUUAAAUAA
Pantherophis guttatus is the source of this 2169-nucleotide messenger RNA. It is a transcript of the gene TNFRSF1B, whose product is annotated as TNF receptor superfamily member 1B. Gene Ontology annotation, molecular function: tumor necrosis factor binding; tumor necrosis factor receptor activity. NCBI's taxonomy places the organism in Eukaryota, Metazoa, Chordata, Lepidosauria, Squamata, Colubridae. Gene Ontology annotation, biological process: positive regulation of myelination; intrinsic apoptotic signaling pathway in response to DNA damage; regulation of T cell proliferation. The record is from RefSeq and is a predicted model, not a curated record.